This is a messenger RNA of Cyphellophora europaea CBS 101466, 888 nucleotides long. RefSeq lists its product as uncharacterized. Gene Ontology annotation, biological process: regulation of DNA-templated transcription. The transcript has 2 exons. The coding region runs from base 1 to 888 and encodes 295 amino acids. Gene Ontology annotation, molecular function: DNA-binding transcription factor activity. The record is from RefSeq and is a predicted model, not a curated record. NCBI's taxonomy places the organism in Eukaryota, Fungi, Ascomycota, Eurotiomycetes, Chaetothyriales, Cyphellophoraceae.
AUGUCAGACCUCAGAUGUUCAGACGAGCUUCCACGUCAUCCCGGUGAACAAGUCCAUGACCUGCCCCCAGCCGUCCGACGAAGAGUCCAGAACCGAAUAGCACAGAGAAUUUGGCGUCAGCGACAGAAGGAGCUCGCGCGCACUGUUCGCAAUGAAAAUACUCAGAGCAACUUGAUCAUUCAACAGCAGGCACCGGACGACCACACUCUCUCUACACUUAGCCCGAGGCCGGGUAUUGCAGCGAUUCGAGAUUCAGAUAUCGCCCUCUCGGAACUUAUGGAAGGCACCUCCAUGCAGACAGUUUCGAUGCGCAAUCUGUCGCAGAUCGAGAUCAGCAAUCUCAAAAGAUUCUUUGAAGCUCACGCCAUGAACGACAGAGCUUGCGGCUCACCAAGGGCGGACAUGCUACUAACUCUUACACAGUUCAAUGUGUUCAGAGCGAUAAUCAUGAAUUGUACCUUACUCGAUGUCAGUUACCAGGUCGUCUGUGCAGACGACUCAAUCUCACCGUUCUAUAAUGGUGACACGGUGGAACAUGGCAGGCGAAUACCUGCCGCACUGCAACCGACUGAUCUUCAGCGGAGCCACAGCCAUCAUCCUUGGAUUGAUAUCGUCCCAAUCCCGAGGAUGAGGGACAAUCUCAUUCUCGUAGAUGACCUUUACGACGACGACGACGUGUGCAUUGCUAUGAUGGGAUUUUGCAGCAGUCCCCAAAAGCAGAUCGGACUCCUGGUAUGGGGCGAUCCUUGGACAGUUGACAACUGGGAGGUGACAGAAGAGUUCGCACGCGACUGGGGCUGGGUGAUUAAAGGCUGUAAUGAAUUGCUCGAGUCAACUAAUCGGUGGAGGGGGCUUCGUGGAGAAGAACAGUUGAGAUUAUUUCCUUAG